This is a messenger RNA of Symphalangus syndactylus (siamang), 2465 nucleotides long. It is a transcript of the gene CLDN6, whose product is annotated as claudin 6. Gene Ontology annotation, cellular component: membrane; bicellular tight junction. The record is from RefSeq and is a predicted model, not a curated record. Lineage: Eukaryota; Metazoa; Chordata; Mammalia; Primates; Hylobatidae. Gene Ontology annotation, molecular function: structural molecule activity.
ACCUGGGAGACGGAGGUUGCAGUCAGUCGAGAUAGCGCCAUUGCACUCCAGACUGGGCGACAGAGAGGGCCUCCAUCUCAAAAAAACAAAGCAGGCCGGGCGCGGUGGCUCACGUCUGUAAUCCCAGCACUUUGGGAGGCUGAGGCGGGCGGAUCACGAGGUCAGGAGAUCGAGGCCAUCCUGGCUAACACGGUGAAACCCUGUCUCUACUAAAAAUACAAAAAAUUAGUCGGGGGUGGUGGCGGGCACCUGUAGUAGUCCCAGCUACUCUGGAGGCUGAGGCAGGAGAAUGGCGUGAACCCGGAAGGCGGAGCUUGCAGUGAGCCAAGAUCGCGCCACCGCACUCCAGCCUUGGCGACAGAGCAAGACUCCAUCUCAAAAACAAACAACAACAACAAAAAAUAGCAACAUAAAACUAAUAUUAUCUGGCCGGGCGCGGUGGCUUAAGCCGGUAAUCCCAGCGCAGUGCGAGGCCAAGGCGGGCGGAUCGCUUUGAGUCCCGGAGUUCGAGACGCCUGGGCAAUAUAACAAGACCCUGUCUAUACAAAACAAAACAUAAAUUAGCUGGGCACGGUGGCGUGUGCCGCCUGUAGUCCCAGCUACUCAGGAGGCUGAGGCGGGAGGAUCGCUUGAGCCCGGAAGGUUGAGACUGCAGUGAGCCGUGAUCGCACCACUGCACUCCAGCCUGGGUGACACAGUGAAAAUAUUUCUCCAAAAUAAUACCAAUAGUAUGCCCUUUAAUUUGUACCUUAGGACGUAGUUACAUACUAAAAUGCAGACUUGUUAUCUCCAUUUUGCAGAGUAGGAAACGAAGGCUCAGGAAGGUUAGGUGAGUUCCCCAUGUCACCGCGCUGUUUAAGUGGUGAAGCGGAGUCUCAAGCUCUGUUCUCCCCUACGCCUGGCGCCCUCACCCUGGGUGAGUCUGGACGUCUGCCAGCCCAAGGCGGGCGCAGCGACCCCAGCCUCCAGCGCCCCCCUCUGACGAGCCUGGGAUUCGCACGCCCGCUGCCGUCGGGGACAGGGUCUCUGCCCCUCCUCCGGGGCGGUGGUCCAGUGACGUCAUCGCUUCUUUAAGACCCCCCCGCCUCCGCCCCUGUCCCGACACUCGGCCUAGGAAUUUCCCUUAUCUCCUUCGCAGUGCAGCUCCUUCAACCUCACCAUGGCCUCUGCCGGAAUGCAGAUCCUGGGAGUCGUCCUGACACUGCUGGGCUGGGUGAAUGGCCUGGUCUCCUGCGCCCUGCCCAUGUGGAAAGUGACCGCUUUCAUCGGCAACAGCAUCGUGGUGGCCCAGGUGGUGUGGGAGGGCCUGUGGAUGUCCUGCGUGGUGCAGAGCACGGGCCAGAUGCAGUGCAAGGUGUACGACUCACUGCUGGCGCUGCCGCAGGACCUGCAGGCCGCACGUGCCCUCUGUGUCAUCGCUCUCCUUGUGGCCCUGUUCGGCUUGCUGGUCUACCUUGCUGGGGCCAAGUGUACCACCUGUGUGGAGGAGAAGGAUUCCAAGGCCCGCCUGGUGCUCACGUCUGGGAUUGUCUUUGUCUUCUCAGGGGUCCUGACGCUGAUCCCCGUGUGCUGGACGGCGCAUGCCAUCAUCCGGGACUUCUAUAACCCCCUGGUGGCUGAGGCCCAAAAGCGGGAGCUGGGGGCCUCCCUCUACUUGGGCUGGGCGGCCUCAGGCCUUUUGUUGCUGGGUGGGGGGCUGCUGUGCUGCACUUGCCCCUCGAGGGGGUCCCGGGGCCCCAGCCAUUACAUGGCCCGCUACUCAACAUCUGCCCCUGCCAUCUCUCGGGGGCCCUCUGAGUACCCCACCAAGAAUUACGUCUGACGUGGAGGGGAAUGGGGGCUCCACUGGCGCUAGAGCCAUCCAGAAGUGGCAGUGCCCAACAGCUUUGGGAUGGGUUCGUAUCUUUUGUUUCUGCCUCCUAUUUUCCUUUUGACUGAGGAUAUUUAAAAUUCAUUUGAAAACUGAACCAAGAUGAUGACUCAGACUCCCACUUAGGCUCUGCUGUUUCUCACCCUUGGAUGAUGGAGCCAAAGAGGGGAUGCUUUGAGAUUCUGGAUCUUGACAUGCCCAUCUUAGAAGCCAGUCGAGCUGUGGAACUAAUGUGGAGGCUGCUUGCUGUGCUGGCCUUUGCAACAAGACAGACUGUCCCCAAGAGUUCCUGCUGCUGCUGGGGGCCGGCCUUCCCUAGAUGUCACUGGACAGCUGCCCCCCAUCCUACUCAGGCCUCUGGAGCUCCUCUCUUCACCCCUGGAAAAGCAAGUGAUCUGUUAACAAAGGACUACCCACCUCCGGAACUUCUGACCUCUGGCUCUUCCGUCCUGAUAGGACGUCCACCCCCCAGGGCCAGGUCCCAGCUAUUUAGACCCCCGCCCCCACCUCCAACACUGCAUGCUUCUGCCCUGCCUGCCCCGCCUCACCCCCUUUACACUCACAUUUUUACCAAAUAAAGCAUGUUUUGUUAGUG